Parnassius apollo (apollo) is the source of this 258-nucleotide messenger RNA. The record is from the annotation of a GenBank genome assembly. NCBI's taxonomy places the organism in Eukaryota, Metazoa, Arthropoda, Insecta, Lepidoptera, Papilionidae.
AUGCAAGGGCGAGUGCAAAUUGCCUCUCGCUACGAAGUGUGGCAAUCAAUAGUGGAAGUGCAAACGUGGUGGCGGAAUUUCAACGGACUUCAUGCUGGUUUGGAUCCAAAAACUAUUAAAAACUGUCAUUCAAAGUUGAUGAACACUGGAUCAUUGGCAGAUAGCAAAAGAACCGGCCGUCCCUCAACAUCAAGAUCAGACGAGAGUUCGAGAGAUGUUCACAAGAAGCCCCUACAAGUCAACACGUCAAGCAGCUAG